Messenger RNA from Leptosomus discolor (cuckoo roller), 3687 nucleotides. NCBI's taxonomy places the organism in Eukaryota, Metazoa, Chordata, Aves, Leptosomiformes, Leptosomidae. The record is from RefSeq and is a predicted model, not a curated record.
GCAUCUUUCCCAGGGAACCUCCACUUAGUGAUGGUUCUUCGUCCCACGGGGUUUUUCCAGCGCACCUUCACUGACAUUGGAUUUCGGUUCAGUCAGGAGGAUUUUCUACUCAAGUUACCGGUUGUUAUGCUGAGCUCGGUUAGCGAUCUGCUAACAUACAUUGAUGAACAGCAAUUAACCCCAGAGUUUGGAGGCACCCUGGAGUACUGCCACAGCGAGUGGGUCAUCUUCAGGACUGCAAUAGAGAGUUUUGCACUAACCGUGAAGGAAAUUGCACAGAUGUUACAAUCCUUUGGCACGGAGCUCGCAGAGACCGAGCUACCGGACGACAUGUAUUCCAUCGAGCGCAUCCUGGCCCUGCGCACAGAAAAGUACUACCAGCUCAAGGAAGAUAUUACAGCAGUCACAAAAGAGGGAAACUUGCUUUUGAGCAGUUUUGAAGACCCUGAUGCCGGGGAAUGCAGUCAGGACCAACACCACGAGAGGCCUGGGGACUGGGAGACUGUGAAUCGGUUACUUGGUCAGCUGCAUGAGAUGGAGACUGCUUUUGAUGGUUUCUGGGAAAAACAUCAGUUAAAAAUGGAGCAAUAUUUACAACUGUGGAAAUUUGAGCAAAGUUUUCAAGAGGUCAAGAAUGCCAUUGAAUUUUUAAUGGGUCAGCAAGCAGAGCUGCCUGACACUGGCGACAGUGUCCCCCAAGUUAAACAGAGGCUCAAGGACUUGGGUCAUUUUGAUGGUAUGGCUCAGGAUCUGAUAGGGAAGGCUCAGGUGGUGAUACUACAUGGACACCAGCUAGCAGCAAAUCAUCACUACGCCCUCAACUUAAUCUGCCAGCAAUGCAACGAGCUGCGGCACCAUUCUGAUGUCUUGUCUGAUGAGAUCAAAAGGAAGCAGAUGCGACUGCAGAAGACCUUGGAUCUUCAUACACGCCUUCAGCAGGCUCUGCAGUGCUGUGACGAAGGUGCCUACCUGCUUGCCAACCAGCAGAUGGAUAAGUGCCAGUCUAAAGAAGGCGCUCAGAAAGCUCUCCAGGAUAUAGAAAGAUUUCUUGAAAGCUCUUCAGCCUACUUAAACUAUGAUCCCCAAGCCCUACACUACGAUUUUGAGUCAGUCUUAACUUCUGAAUUGAAGUGCCAGAUACAGUCAGUACAGGUCAAGCUUGAAAACGUUCGAAGCAUGUUCGAGAAUCGGCAGUCUUGCUUCAAGAAGCUGUUGGAUAAGCACGUGCGGCCCGUCCAGUUAGUAGCCCCUCGGCCAGAAAAUUCACCGAGAUCAAAAUCACCAUUAUUCUCUCCUAAACAUGGAAGAAAAACAUCAAGAAAAACUCCAAGUUCUCGCAAGAUCGAAGUAAUGCACGACUAUCAGGAAAAACGGAAUUCCUUGCAGUAUUUUAUUUCAGACAGUGAUGACAACUUAGAUAUACUAAAAGGCCAUGUCAUAAAUGAGCUUAUAGAAACUGAGAGGGUGUACGUAGAGGAACUCUUCACUGUUUUGACGGGCUACAGAGCUGAGAUGGAUAACCCCGCCAUGUUCAUCCUCAUGCCUCCCAUGCUGAGGAACAGGAAGGAUGUCCUCUUCGGAAACAUGCCCGAGAUAUAUGACUUCCACAACAAAAUUUUCCUGCACAGUUUGGAAGGCUGCCUGGGAGCACCCGAGAGAGUGGGAUUUUGUUUCCUAGACAGGCGAGAGGAUUUCCAGAUGUAUGAGAAAUACUGCCAGAACAAGCCCCGGUCAGAGUCCCUGUGGAGGCAGUGCUCUGAAAGCACCUUCUUCCAGGUGAGCUGUUCGUUCCUACCAAGGCAGGAGUCGCUGGAUUCGUAUUUGCUCAAACCGGUGCAGCGCCUGACAAAAUACCAGUUACUUCUGAAGGAGUUGCUAAAGUACAGCACGAGCUGUGAUGGAGUUCAGGAACUUCAAGAAGCUCUGGUUGCAAUGUUGGAUUUGCUAAAGUCAGUCAAUGACUCUAUGCAUCAGAUUUCAAUAACAGGAUAUGAUGGUGACCUGAGUGAACUGGGGAAAGUAUUGAUGCAAGGAUCUUUCAGUGUUUGGACAGGACACCGGAAAGGUCCAACAAAAAUGAAAGAUCUUGCCAGGUUCAAGCCAAUGCAGAGGCAUCUGUUCCUAUACGAGAAAGCCUUGGUUUUCUGCAAGAAGCGAGAGGAGCAUGGAGAUGGAUAUGACAAAACCUCAUCUUACAGUUUCAAGCAUUUUUUGAAAAUGAAUGCAGUUGGAAUAACUGAGAAUGUGAAAGGAGAUCAUCGGAAAUUUGAAAUCUGGUAUAGUGGGCGAGAAGAGGUCUAUGUCGUGCAGGCCCAAACAGUAGAUCUGAAGAUGGCAUGGUUGAAUGAAAUAAGAAAAAUUUUGUUCAAGCAGCAGGAGCUUAUAAAAGUGGAGAAGCAGCAGCCCAGCUCGUGCACAGACCAGCUCCCACUCUCCUCCCAGCUGAGUGAUGGAAAGCAGCAGAGAGCCUCCAUAAGCUCAGAAGAGAACGACUCGGAGCGCACCAGCCCAGUGAUGCUGGACAGUGGGCUCCUGUCCCCCCAGAACAAGCCCCACAGAAGCUGGCCAGGAAUGUCACAGUCCCUGGAAAUCUGCGAGGGGCUGGAGGAGUGGUCAGGUAACCAAUACCUCUCGAACUGCUCGGACACCGAGGAGGAGGAUGGGAACCAGCUGUCUCCAGGAAAAUACAAAGCCCUUGCAGACUGCAAGAGGAGAGGAUCAGAGGACCUGCUGGUGAAAAAUGGGGAUGAAAUUCAGCUUUUGCAUGAAGAUGGUGAGGGACAGUGGUUGGUGAAAAACCUAAACAGAAGAAAAGAAGGCUGGAUUCCUGUCCACAGUCUGCAGAUAGUAGUUGGUGACUGCAGAUUUCGGAAUGCCAAAGUCACAGAUGCUGCCCUGUGUAACACAAGAAAGUUUAGUUCCCCUUGAAUUAAGGGUGAACUAGUAGCAUCCUAUUUUCGAUGCUCUUUGGAAGCUUUCAACUAAGUGUUACAGAGAAAUAGCACAAUAGUUGGAGUUGUCCUGUACUAUUCAUCACAUUCACAGACCUCCACAGCUUCAUCUGCACUGAACGGGACUGGGGUCCUAAGCAGCUUCUCAUAGUCAUAAAGGAAGCCAUUCUCUGCUUUUUCUUUUUUUUCUCCUAUGGAAAGUACAGUAUUUUAUUAUUUUUACCUGCUGUUUUUCCAUGACAUCCAUCAUGUUUCAUCAGAGAAGUACACUACAGUUUCCUGACACUUUGUUUAGAUGCUUUGAAAUUUCCUCUACAGGUUGAAGGCUUUACCUACUUAUUAGCUGACAACUGUUGAAGUUGCAAAUAAGAGUUGAGUGUUGGUAAACCAAAUAAAACCCCAAAAAAAUACCAAACAAAGAAGCUGUAUAUCCUGCUUAAUUGAUUUUAUGGAUGGAUUUUUCUUAAAUACCUACUUCAGCUGUGUGAAUGUAAUGUUCUGUAAGAGCAUCAUCUGGCUGACUCACAUGUGAAGAUGCAAUAAUGCUAAAGAUCCUCUUUUUGCACUUAGGGUCUGACUCCAGCCCACUGCAGUCAGUCCCAUUGAUUUCAGUGAGGUUUGGAUCAGGUCAAACUGACAACUCAGGGUUGUCACCGAUCACUUAGGGUCCCAACGUGUCCCAAGGCUGAAACCUGUAUCUAGCAAGUGUUGAAGUUUACAUUAAAUAUAUGUACUU